Pygoscelis adeliae (Adelie penguin) is the source of this 3553-nucleotide messenger RNA. RefSeq names its product ubiquitin carboxyl-terminal hydrolase 4-like. The record is from RefSeq and is a predicted model, not a curated record. Gene Ontology annotation, biological process: protein deubiquitination. Gene Ontology annotation, molecular function: cysteine-type deubiquitinase activity. Bases 1 to 2814 code for a protein of 937 amino acids. The transcript is spliced from 21 exons. Lineage: Eukaryota; Metazoa; Chordata; Aves; Sphenisciformes; Spheniscidae.
AUGUUGAAAUUUGUGGAGAGUGCAGGGGAUCAUGGGCAGCAGGAACUCAUUGCAUUGAAAAAUCUUUCUCGACGUGAGCUGUGGCACUUCCUCAAUCCUGACUCACCCAACUCGAGCCAUUUGAGCGGGACCUCCUUUGCUUUGCCUGUUCCUUAUCAGCCUGCAGCCCCUGCUGAGCCCCACCGCCGCGGGGGAGCAGACCGCAACACCUGCUGCUGUUCCAACGGCAGCCCUGCCAAAAAGGGUCCCUCGCCAAGCCUGCCGCAGUGGAAGAAGUACGUGGGCUUCGACAGCUGGGACAUGUUCGGCGUGGGCGAUCCCGGCCUCUUCCCCGGGCCUAUCGACAACUCGGGUCUCUUCGGCGAUCCAGAAACUCAGAGUUUAAAAGAACACCUCAUUGAUGAGCUAGAUUACGUAUUGGUUCCCACCGAAGCCUGGAAUAAACUAGUAAUGUGGUAUGGCUGCAUAGAUGGACAGCAGCCUAUUGUGAGAAAAGUGGUGGAAUAUGGUCUGUUUGUGAAGCACUAUAAGGUUGAAGUUUAUCUUCUUGAGCUGAAGCUGUGUGAGAGCAGCGAUCCUGACAAUGUAAUUAGCUGCCACUUCAGCAAAGCAGAUACUGUUGCUACCAUCGAGAAAGAAAUGAGAAAACUAUUUAAUAUCCCAGCUGAGAAGGAAACUAGGUUAUGGAACAGGUAUAUGAGUAACACUUAUGAGCAGCUCAGCAAGCUGGAUAGCACUGUGCAAGAUGCAGGGCUCUAUCAGGGUCAGGUUGUUCUAAUAGAAGUGAAAAAUGAAGACGGCACAUGGCCUGGACAGCAUUUCCUGGCAAAAGGCUCUGGAUUUGUCUGUAACUCUUACAACUGCAGGGACAGUGCUUCCCUGUCACAACCUGGACUCUGUGGACUCAGCAACCUUGGAAAUACCUGCUUCAUGAAUUCUGCAUUACAGUGUCUGAGCAAUACCCCUCCUCUGACUGACUAUUUCCUGGAAGAUAAAUAUGAAGCUGAAAUAAAUCAGAACAAUCCACUGGGGAUGAGAGGAGAAAUUGCAGAAGCCUAUGCAGAGCUCAUUAAACAGAUUUGGUCUGGGAGGCAGUCUCAUGUGGCCCCACGUAUGUUUAAAACGCAGGUUGGCCGAUUUGCUCCUCAGUUUUCAGGAUACCAGCAGCAAGAUUCCCAGGAGCUCUUGGCUUUUCUUCUAGAUGGCUUGCACGAGGAUUUGAACAGAGUGAAGAAGAAGCCCUACUUGGAGCUGAAGGAUGCCAAUGGCAGACUUGAUUCGGAGGUGGCAAAAGAGGCCUGGGAGAAUCAUAGGCUGCGGAAUGAUUCUAUCAUUGUGGAUAUUUUUCAUGGUCUUUUCAAAUCUACCCUUGUUUGUCCCAAAUGCUCCAAAGUUUCUGUGACCUUUGAUCCCUUCUGUUACUUAACCCUUCCACUGCCCUUGAGGAGAGAUCGUGUCAUGGAAGUUACCCUGGUAUAUGCAGACCCACAGCAUAGACCUGUCCAGUACCGGGUUGUGGUGCCGAUGAUGGGGGCCAUCUCGGAUCUGUGUGAAUCACUCUUCAAACUCUCUGGUGUUCCUGCAGAAAAUAUGGUGGUGACAGACGUGUAUAAUCAUCGAUUCCACAAAAUCUUCCAAAUGGAUGAAGGUUUAAAUCAUAUAAUGCCAAAAGACGACAUCUUUGUAUACGAAGUUUGCAAGCCAAGUGAGGAUGGCUCGGAGUAUGUUACUCUCUCUGUUUACUUUCGGGAAAAGACAAUGAGGCAAUCCAGCAAUACUUCAGGGACCGUACUCUUUGGUCAGCCACUAUUAAUAUCUGUGCCGAAACACAAGCUCACUGUGGAUCACUUGUACAGUGUGGUUUUGGAGCAGAUCAGCCGCUAUGUGAAACUCCCUUUGGCGGAAGAAUACUCUACACCCUGCCCAGACAAAGGAACCUGCAAUGGCUCCAAUGGUGUGGUUGAAGGUGACAUUGAAGAGAUGGAGCAUCAGGAUGGCGGACAGGAAGGCAAGGAGAAGCUGGCAGAAGUUGAUCCCUGCCACUCUGAGGGUUGUAUGCAGAUCGAGUCAGCAAGAGACCUGCAGCCUUGCAAGAAGCAGCAUUUCACUUUUAGCCUCGUGAAUUCCUCUGGGACCUCCGAGAUAAGCUCCAUUGUAGAAGGAAAAAUCUUAAAACUGAAUGCUUUUUCUGCGCUUGCUAUUGACUGGGAUUCUGAUACACGGAGGCUACUUUUUGAUGAACAGGAAGCACAGGCAUUUGAAAAACAUGGAAGUAUGUUACAACCACAGAAGAAGAAGGCUGUGGUAGCCCUCAGAGACUGCAUAGAGCUCUUCACUACUAUGGAAACGCUUGGUGAACAUGACCCGUGGUACUGCCCUAACUGUAAGAAACAUCAACAGGCCACAAAGAAGUUUGACUUGUGGUCUUUGCCCAGGAUUUUGGUAGUGCAUUUAAAACGCUUCUCAUACAGCAGAUACUGGAGGGAUAAGCUUGACACUGUUGUGGAAUUCCCUAUCAGGGGUUUAAACAUGUCCGAGUUUGUCUGUGACCCAAGAGCAGGCUCAUACGUGUACGACCUCAUUGCUGUUUCCAAUCACUAUGGAGCCAUGGGAGUAGGCCACUACACUGCCUACGCAAAGAACAAAGUGAACGACAAGUGGUACUACUUCGAUGACAGCAGUGUAUCGGUGGCUUCAGAAGACCAAAUAGUGACAAAAGCUGCAUAUGUGCUGUUUUAUCAGCGCCGAAACAGUGAGGAACAUACUGCCCCAUCUCCUCCCCAAGAAGAGUGUGACGGCAUGGAUACCAACUAAACAUCACCUCCAGCACUCGGCCACCAUGUUAGCGGUCGCUCUUCUAAAGCCAUGCCUGAGGCGUCUGAAAUUUUUUCUUCCUUCUGUAGGAGUCAAGCAGAAAAUCUAGCACUGAAAGAUUCAGUGCUGGGGGUUGCAGAAUAGCACUGGAGAGCCAGGAAUAGGUGCUGACACUUGGGUAUUUAGAGGCCAAAAAUAAUAUAUAUUGGAGCUUCAAUAAAGUUCUUUUUAAAAUCUGGCUGAGCUGUGUGGCUAGAGGCAGGGGUCGGGGCUGAGCUGGGCUGGGGCUGUGGGUCUUGGCCUGAGGGUUGUAGCUGGGGUCGGGAGAGUACAGCCUGAGCUGGAGGCCUGGCCACAGCUGGGCCUUGUGGGGCCCUUGGAGGAGUACAAUGGGUACGAUUCUGUGAAUCGGCAUGGGGGCUUCCUGCCAGCUCUCUGGUGUUGCUGUUGGGCUCUGCCUGUGUCAGGGAGGCUUGCUGCAGCCUUUCUGGAAGCUCGGUUCAAAUCUUUGUACAUUUGGCCUGUCUGUUGCAGUCUUUGCCAUCGUACCUUGGUCCCCUUGCUAAGCAGCAAAGGUUUCUCUUUCUUGUGUCCUUUCACCGAUGCAUUUGAGGCUCUUCUGGGCAGUUUUGACUCAUCUUUUUUCAUGUGAACACUGAAUCCUGUAAUGUAGGAAACUUCACCGGAAGCAAAUCAUACCUGCCUAUGGUAUGGCAUAUAUGCAGGCUGAUCCCCACAG